AUGCCGCCUUCGGGACGCUUCCAUGGACCUUUUGAUUUCUUCGCUGCCUAUUCUCAAGUCGAUCCUGAUUGGACACAACAGCUUGGUUUUGCCCAGGAUGCGCGGUUGGGGUUCGCGUCGUUUUGUUAUGCUGAGAUUGGUGUUCAUGCUCGGCGCGCAGAUCCUUUCGCUCGUGAGUCGUAUGCUCGAAACACACUGCAUCUCGGACCUCGCGUUGUGCGGUGUAUUUUGUUUGUUCUUUUGAACCUCAUCAUAUAG
Messenger RNA from Sporothrix schenckii 1099-18, 258 nucleotides. RefSeq lists its product as uncharacterized. The record is from RefSeq and is a predicted model, not a curated record. NCBI's taxonomy places the organism in Eukaryota, Fungi, Ascomycota, Sordariomycetes, Ophiostomatales, Ophiostomataceae. The transcript has a single exon. The coding region runs from base 1 to 258 and encodes 85 amino acids.